GUUCACAAAGGAUUUUUUAUGUGUUUCCACUAGCCUUUAUUAAUUUUAGAAGAACUUGAAUACGGUCGUUUAACGUAAUGUUGGACGAGCCGAAAAUCGUUGAGCAACCGAAAUUCAAAAAGCGCUUUCGGAAAAAGCCAAACAAGACUGAACCAAAAGUACGUAAACACAGUGAGGCUGUGCAGACUGACGAAAACAUCACAAAUGUCUCCCCCAAAUAUGGGCCGAUGCCAAGGUUUUCCGGCCAAAGGUUGUGGAGCAAAGCAGUAGUCAUGUUGGGAAUCACACUCUACAUUUGGUACUUUUCCAAAAGCAAUAGAGAAUCCGUUUUGGCUAGACAAGACAAAACAUAUGCGGGUCGAGGGCAACAUGUUGAGUGCGACUUAGACUAUCUGGACGAAAUACGUCACUAUCCUGGUUGCGUUCCUAAAAAGUGUGGCCGCUAUGUCAGCGAUCAAAUUGUGACAGCGGAAGAGGCUGAUGUUCUUUUGUGGCUUGCCAAGAAAGGCAUGUCGAUUGGGGGUUCCACAGGCGGAGCUACGAUUAUGGAUUUACACUCUGGGGCCUUGUCGUAUAAAGACAAUUUUAUAAAUUUUUAUACCAUGGUCAAACAAAAAUUCAUCUCUCCAUCAGAGUUGACUGUUUAUCAGAUUGUAAGGACAAAAAUUCAAAACGCCAUAGCUGAAUGUUUUGGUAUAGAUGUAGACAGUUUAUACUUGACACACCCCACGUUUUUUUCACGGCUUACCGGUAAAGAUCCAGUCACAGCCCACGAUGAGUAUUGGUUAAUCCACGUAGAUAAGCACACCUACGAGUCAUUCCACUACACCUCACUUCUCUAUCUGAACGAUUACGGCAUCGAUUUCAAAGGCGGUCGUUUUAUUUACCUGGACCAAAUGAUCGAUGCCAAACAGAACGUUUCGGUAGAGCCGCGCAAAGGCAGGGUGUCGAUGUUUACGUCGGGGGCAGAAAACCCGCAUUACGUGGAAAGGGUAAUUGAGGGCGAAAGGUUCGCUAUCACGAUUUCAUUCACUUGCGAUGAGAGUAAGAAAAUUAGCGAUCCGGUGGAUCGCUGAGGCACUUUCACUGCAUUAAAGGCGUGUUCUUUGAAAUGUUGCAUUUUUUCUUUCAAUCAAACGAAUCGCCGAAUUUAUUUAGAAUCCUUAUGAUUUAUUCAAAUUGAAAUUUGCAAUAAUAGCGCCAUCUAGUUAGGCUUUUGCCAUAAUCACUAACAAUUAGUAAAUUACCGAAAAACUAUUCUAAUAAAUUACAAUUAUUAAAUAGUUUGGAUUUAAUUGAAAGAAUCAGUUAAAUUUAUUUAAUUUUUGAAAGUGCUAAACGGCUGUGUGAACGCGGCCUUAAGUUCACAGAAUAGGAAAAAACACGUAAUUUUAACAGAAUAAUACAAGAAGUUUACAUUGCAUAACAAUUCACAGUAUUGAGGUAAUUUUUGUGAUGUCGCGCAAAUGCACAGGCCCCCAAU
Cylas formicarius (sweet potato weevil) is the source of this 1483-nucleotide messenger RNA. RefSeq names its product 2-oxoglutarate and iron-dependent oxygenase domain-containing protein 3-like. Gene Ontology annotation, molecular function: iron ion binding; oxidoreductase activity, acting on paired donors, with incorporation or reduction of molecular oxygen; L-ascorbic acid binding. Gene Ontology annotation, cellular component: membrane. Lineage: Eukaryota; Metazoa; Arthropoda; Insecta; Coleoptera; Brentidae. The record is from RefSeq and is a predicted model, not a curated record. The transcript is spliced from 4 exons. The coding region runs from base 78 to 1076 and encodes 332 amino acids.